AUGCAUAAUGAUCUGAUGUUAUUCUAUUCUUUUUAUUUUUUUGUCAUAUUAUUAAUAUUAUUAACUUAUGGUCAACAAACAAUAAUCUAUGUUAAACGUGGUGAUACUAUUGAAUUAUGUGACAAUCGUACAACAUUUAUUUAUGCUUAUGAAUAUCGUAGUUUUGAUGGUAAAAAAAAUUUAAUUCUUGAACCAACAAGACAUGAACGUUAUUCAAAUCCAUAUCGAACAAGUUUAUUACGAAUAACUAAUGUUAUUGAAAGUGAUAGUGGUCAAUAUAAAUGUCCACAAGAUGAUAUUGAAUGGCAAAAACUUCAAGUAUAUGUACCCGUUCAACACGUAUACUUGACCAAUCUGCAUACAUCAUCUCAUGUGCAUACUAUGGUUGAGGGUGAAUCAUUGGAUGUUGGUUGUGCUGCUGAUGGUUCUCCUCGUCCUGCAGUAGAUAUAUCAUUAGAUAAAAAUGGUACAAUACCUACAAUUAUGGCAUUAGCAAAUGGUAUUCAAACACCAUCAAUUGUUAAUGAUCAAUUUAAACCAAGUGUUUAUGAAGCCUAUCGUAUUAUUGGUUUAACAGCAUUAGACAAUGGACGUAAUAUAACAUGUCAAGUUGAUAUGAAACAAAUUGAUAAAAAACUUAUUUUAUCAACAACAAAACAACUUUAUAUUGAAUUUCGUCCAAAUGUUGCUGAAAAAUCAAAAAAAAUCUAUUGUGGAAUUAAUCAAACUCGUACAGUUAAUUGUACUGUUAUACGUGCUAAUCCACCAUAUAUACGUUAUUCAAUUAAUGGUUUAUCACCAUCAGUUAUACGUCGAACAUAUGGUGAUCAACAUGAUUUUUUAUAUACAUUUGAUAUAACACCAACAUCAAUUGAACAUUUUCGUUCAUUUAAUGUAACAGCAAAUAAUAGUAUUGGUUUUGAUACAUGUACUUAUGAACUUAUUCAUGGAGGUGUACCAGAUGCAAUAACACAUUGUACUACAGAUACAUAUACUUCUAAUGUAACAAUAACAAUAAGUUGUACAAAAAGUUAUGCACAAGGUGAUAAUGAUGGUUAUGCUUGUACAUUAUUUAAAUAUAAUGAUAAACCAAAUAAAAAAAUGUUUGAAGAAAUAGCUCGAACAAAAUCUUGUAUAUUUGCAUUGGAAAAUUUUCAUGAACCAGUUGAAUUUCGUGUUGCUGCUUUUAAUCGUUAUGGAUCAUUACCACCUAAUACGUAUGGUUAUGUAAUUCGAUUAAAUGAACCUAUAUUACAAAGAGAAACACCAUUUGUUAAUAAGAGAAUUAUUAUUAUUGUAGGAGGUAUAUUUGGUGGUACAUUAUUAUUAUUUUUUCUUUGUUGCCUUUGUGGAGCAUGCAAUCGUGAUCAAGCCAAACUUAUGAAUAAAGCUGAUUAUUAUCAUAGAACUAAAUAUCCCCACUCGUCGACCGAGAGCGAAGCAUUAAAAUCAAGAAAUGACGAAACAAUUUCACAUUUGGUUCCUAAUGGAAAUGAUAAACGUCCUCAUCAGAGUUCUGGAGGCAGUCUUAAUUCAAUACCAACACGAACACGUACAGUUAAUAAUAAAUUUUAUGAUCAUCCAAUUAUUGAUAAUAAAUAUGGAUCACCAUUAUCACCAACAACUAUGGUUGUACCAAUAAAUAAUAAUAAAAAAAAGACUGAAAAUGAUGAUGAAGAAGGAAAUGAAUCACCUGUUUAUUCAACAACAACUGAUGUUUUAUCUGAAAGUGGUUCAUUUCUUGUUCCAACAUCAUCAUUAUCAAAACGAUGUAUACCACCUCAAACUAAACCACGUUAUUCAACAUUAAGUUCACUUCGUUUACCUAUUGAAAAUCUCGAUAAAAGUCCAUUACCAUUACCUAAACCACGUUCACGUUCAAAUUCUCGUACACGUUUAAAUAAUCCAAAUUCUGAUAAUUCAUCAUUUUUAUAUGAAGAACGUCCAGUUUCAUCAACAGAUUCUGGUAUGGGUCAAUCUGAUGUUGUUUGUUUACCAAAUGGUGAUACAAUACGUUCAGGUCUUGUUAAAUCAAGACAAAAUAGUUUACAAAAACAUUAUGUUACUCCAUCUUCUAUUCAACAACAACCAAAAUAUCAAACAUUAACAUCACCAGUUGUACAUGGUACUGAAUGUUAA
This is a messenger RNA of Rotaria sordida, 2139 nucleotides long. Lineage: Eukaryota; Metazoa; Rotifera; Eurotatoria; Philodinida; Philodinidae. The record is from the annotation of a GenBank genome assembly.